AUGGCCGCUACCAACGGAGCUUCCAACGACUUCACCGUCAAGGCCGGUCUGGCCCAGAUGCUGAAGGGUGGUGUGAUUAUGGAUGUUGUCAAUGCGGAGCAGGCCCGCAUUGCUGAAGAGGCCGGUGCCGCCGCUGUCAUGGCCCUCGAGCGUGUCCCCGCCGAUAUUCGAGCCCAGGGUGGCGUUGCCCGCAUGUCCGAUCCCUCAAUGAUCAAGGAGAUCAUGGAGGCCGUCACAAUCCCCGUCAUGGCCAAGGCCCGUAUCGGCCACUUUGUUGAGUGCCAGAUCCUUGAAGCCAUCGGCGUUGACUACAUCGACGAGUCCGAAGUCCUCACACCCGCCGACAACCUCUACCACGUCACAAAGCACAACUUCAAGGCCCCCUUCGUCUGCGGCUGCCGCAACCUUGGCGAAGCCCUGCGCCGCAUCUCCGAAGGCGCCGCCAUGAUCCGCACCAAGGGCGAGGCUGGUACUGGCGACGUUGUCGAGGCAGUCAAGCACAUGCGCACCGUCAACGCAGAGAUCGCCCGUGCCCGCUCCAUCCUCCAGUCCUCGUCUGACCCUGAGCCCGAGCUCCGCGCCUUCGCCCGUGAGCUCGAGGCCCCCUACGAGCUCCUCCGCGAGGCCGCGGAGAAGGGCCGCCUCCCUGUCGUGAACUUUGCUGCUGGUGGUGUUGCGACGCCUGCUGAUGCUGCUCUGAUGAUGCAGCUUGGUUGCGAUGGUGUUUUUGUCGGCUCCGGCAUCUUCAAGUCCGGCGAUGCGAAGAAGCGCGCCAAGGCUAUUGUACAGGCGGUCACGCACUACAAGGACCCUAAGGUCCUGGCUGAGGUUAGCCAGGGACUUGGUGAAGCUAUGGUCGGCAUCAAUGUCUCGCAGAUGCAGGAUGCCGAUAAGCUGGCCAAGCGCGGUUGGUAG
Molecule: messenger RNA, 915 nt
Organism: Aspergillus mulundensis
Lineage: Eukaryota; Fungi; Ascomycota; Eurotiomycetes; Eurotiales; Aspergillaceae
Product: pyridoxal 5'-phosphate synthase subunit PdxS
Exons: 3
Coding region: 1-915 (304 amino acids)
Biological process (GO): pyridoxine biosynthetic process; amino acid metabolic process; pyridoxal 5'-phosphate biosynthetic process
Molecular function (GO): amine-lyase activity
Source: RefSeq, a predicted model, not a curated record